CGGUCCGUUGGGCUUUCCCGCCUCCCGGGCAACGGUCGCCGCGGGGGGCGGGCGAUGGCGGCGGCUCCCGCCUCCUGCUCGUGUCUAGUGAGGCGGCCGCUCCGGCAAGUGUGGACUCUUUAUAGACUUUUUUUGGUCUAUUAACAAGUGAAAAAAGGAGACUUCUACCUUCUUUAGUGCUGUGCCCUGCCAUACAGAUCCAACCAUGCCUGCAGAUGGAAAAAGUGAUAUGGAGAGGGUUGGCCUCUUCAGUGAAAUGGGUUAUAUUUCCAUUGGAGAUAAAUAUGUCUCACAUUAUAUGCGCCCUUUUAAUGAAGCUGCAAGCAAGAACAGACAGAUGUUACCUGGGGGGAGCAAGGCAUUGUCAGCUCUUCAGGCAGGUUAUUUUGAGCCUCAGUUUGUGAGAAUUUUCGAUGGUGAAGCCUACUCAAAUCCUGUUCAGCUAAGGAGGCGCUAUAGACUGGCAGAAUCAAAGAAAAAUUUGGGGAGAGCUUUUCUUCCCAGUAAUGGAGACAAAUUGCCAUGUGGACUGGGCAGCUAUUAUGGAACCAUAGGAGGUCCAUAUGCAUACUUCAGCGCACAACUGAAAGCUAAAGAAAAAUACAUUCCUCCGGGAAAGAAUUUUUAUACUAAUCCAGGAAAGAAAGGAACUGGAUAUGGAUAUGCAAAUGUUACCAUAGGUGAACAAUAUCCACAUGCCCCUGAAGUGUAUGAAGCUGGAAGAAUAGAUGCAAAGAAAGCACGAGAGGAACAUCGACGUCUGCUUAAAGGAGGGCCUUUCAAGUUAAAUCUCUAUCCCCGGGAAUAUUUUGACAUUAAUCCCUAUUUUAGUGACCAACCUUUGCCACCAGUUAAGCAACAACCUCCAGAAAAGAAAAUUGCACCACCUUUUAAACCAAGUUCUCCUGCUAAAAAGGCAGGGGGCAUGAAAGGAGGUACAUUUGAUCCUUAUCCAAGCCAUUCUGAUGAGCCCUAUGUAAUUAAAAAAUCUGUGGCAGUCCCAGCUAAUAAAAGGGGACAGAUUUUUCAUCCUCCUCCUGGACCAAAAAGCAGACCUAUUAAAAGCAUAAUGACUUUAAAUGUCACAAGAUCAUUAAAUGCAACGAAUUACAAGACUGCACGCUUGGCAUCGUACUAGGUACAAACAGUGAAAUAAAGUAUACUUUUUAGGCUCUGUAAACUCUUAAUAUGUUUGCCAGUCAACAUUUAAAGUAAAUAAUAACAGGAAAAAAAAAAAGGAAGUGUAGAAUUAAGGGACAUAGGUCAAUCCAGUCUGUUUAAUUAUUGAGAAUAGUCUUUGGUUUGUAAAUCUCAAUCUAAAAUAAA
Molecule: messenger RNA, 1326 nt
Organism: Nothoprocta perdicaria
Lineage: Eukaryota; Metazoa; Chordata; Aves; Tinamiformes; Tinamidae
Gene: CFAP96
Product: chromosome unknown C4orf47 homolog
Exons: 8
Coding region: 206-1138 (310 amino acids)
Cellular component (GO): centrosome
Source: RefSeq, a predicted model, not a curated record